CUGACUUUUUAUCUCGAGUUAUGGAUUUACGUGGCCUCACUGGCCUAUCUGAGAUCAUCUUUUGCGCAUGCGUGUACUCCCGGAAGUUACACGAGAACAUGUGAAAUUCUCCAGUCUGCUGCAAUAAAGUGCAAUAGAGACAUAUUUCGCCAACAACGCAGUAGUUUUAACAGUAGUUUAACUCUCAGGCUGACUGAUCUAAUAGGACAGCAAUUGUACGCCCCUAUCCCUAUCACACACUCCAGAAUCGUGACAGCUGAGUAUGGUGCAACCAGUGCCUGAGCAUAUUAACUUCCCAAAAGAAGAAGAAACUAUCUGCGACCUCUGGAAAGACAUUGAUGCUUUUCAAACAUCUCUGAAGCAGUCCAAGGGCAAACCAAGGUACACAUUUUAUGAUGGUCCCCCAUUUGCAACUGGGCUGCCCCAUUAUGGGCAUAUCUUGGCAGGUACUAUCAAAGACAUUGUUACCAGAUGGGCACAUCAGAGUGGAUUCCAUGUAGAGCGAAGAUUCGGAUGGGAUUGUCAUGGUCUGCCAGUGGAAUUUGAGAUAGAUAAAACUUUGGGCAUUAAAGGACCAGAGGAUGUGGCUAAGAUUGGAAUAGAAGCCUACAACAAUGAGUGUCGCAAAAUUGUCAGUAGAUACGCAACUGAAUGGGAAACAAUAAUCGGACGUUUGGGAAGAUGGAUUGAUUUCAAGAAUGACUACAAGACAAUGUACCCCUGGUUUAUGGAGACCAUAUGGUGGAUCUUUAAACAACUCUAUGACAAGGGACUUGUAUACAGGGGCUCUAAGGUGAUGCCAUUCUCUACAGCCUGUAACACUCCCUUGUCUAACUUUGAGUCGGGACAGAACUACAAGGAAGUUGUUGAUCCAGCAGUGACAGUCAGUUUCCCCCUGGUGGAUGAACCUGGUGUUUCUCUGAUAGCCUGGACCACAACCCCCUGGACUCUACCCAGUAAUCUUGCCCUAUGUGUCAACCCUCUACUUGACUAUGUAAAAAUCAAAGAUAACACAACUGAGAAUGUGUACAUUAUGAUGGAGGCAAGGCUAUCUGCACUCUUUAAAAAGGAGGAGGAAUACACAGUCUUAGAAAAAUUUAAAGGAGAAACCUUGAAAGGCAAACAAUACAAGCCGAUCUUUCAAUACUUUUAUAAACAGAUGAAGGAUAAAGGUGCAUUUAGAGUGCUGACUGAUAGCUAUGUAACAGAGGAGACUGGUACAGGAAUAGUUCAUCAGGCUGCAUAUUUUGGAGAGGAUGAUUACCGUGUGUGCCUUGCCCAUGGGAUAAUCACCAAGGAUAUGGAGAUUAUCUGUCCUGUCGAUGCAAGUGGACGCUUUACAGAUGAGGUCGCUGACUUUAAAGGACAGCAUGUCAAGGAUGCAGAUAAAAACAUCAUCAAGUGGUUGAAGAAUAAUGGCAGAAUGGUCCACCAGAGCACCGUGAAACAUAGCUACCCAUUCUGUUGGAGGUCUGAGACCCCCCUCAUCUACAAGGCUGUACCUAGCUGGUUUGUCCGAGUACAACAGAUGAGUCAGAAUCUAUUGGAGAAUAACCAGAAAACAUAUUGGGUACCAGAUUUUGUGAAGGAGAAGAGGUUUGCAAACUGGCUAAGAGAUGCUAGGGACUGGGCCAUAUCUCGAAACCGCUACUGGGGCACACCUAUCCCCCUGUGGGUCAGUGACGAUGGGAAAGAGGUUGUGUGUAUUGGAUCUGUUGAGGAGCUAGCAGAGCUGAGUGGUACUAAAGUAGAAGAUCUACAUAGAGAUACGGUUGAUAAGAUCACAAUCCCAUCAGCCAGUGGAAAGGGGGUACUGCGCAGAGUCCCAGAGGUCUUUGAUUGCUGGUUUGAAUCAGGAAGCAUGCCAUACGCUCAAGCUCACUACCCAUUUGAAAACAAGAAAGAAUUUGAAGAUUGUUUCCCUGCUGAUUUCAUAGCUGAGGGUAUCGACCAGACUAGAGGAUGGUUCUACACACUCCUGGUUCUCUCCUCUUCCCUAUUUGGAAAGCCUCCCUUCAAGAACCUUAUCGUCAAUGGACUUGUACUUGCCAGCGAUGGUGAAAAGAUGAGCAAAAGGAAAAAGAACUACCCUGAUCCAAUGGCGGUUGUGAACAAGUAUGGAGCUGAUGCCUUGAGGUUGUACUUGAUCAACUCUCCUGUAGUGAGGGCAGAAAGUUUGAAGUUCAAGGAAGAUGGUGUUAGGGAUGUGCUGAAGGAUGUGUUUUUACCCUGGUACAAUGCUUACAGAUUCUUAAUGCAGAAUAUUGAGAGACUUGAAAGGGAGGAGAACAUCCAAUUCUUGUACAAUGAGAAAACAGCAUCUCUCCCUGUGAACUAUAUGGACAAGUGGAUCCUAACAUUCACUCAGAGUCUCAUCAAGUUUGUGCGUAAAGAGAUGGAGGCCUAUAGACUUUACACUGUGGUACCAAGACUUAUAAAGUUUGUUGACCAGCUGACCAAUUGGUUUGUUAGGAUGAACAGGAAAAGGUUGAAGGGAGACAGUGGAAGUGAGGAUUGCACCCAAGCCUUAGAGACACUCUUCAGUGUUAUAUACUCCAUGUGUAAGGUCAUGGCACCAUUUAUCCCAUUUCUGACUGAACACAUGUACCAGAAUCUGAAACAUUUGUUACAUCCAGAUUCUGAGGAUGGCAGUAAGCAGGGGAGUAUCCACUACCUUAUGUUGCCUCAUCCAAGAGAGGAGUUGAUUCAUGCUGAGAUUGAGGAGGCAGUGUUACGUAUGCAGACCGUAGUUGAGCUAGGACGUGUCGUCAGGGACAGGGCUACUAUGCCUGUAAAAUACCCAUUGAGGGAGAUUGUUGUGAUCCACCAGGAGCAAGCUGUACUGGAUGAUGUCAGAUCAUCUCAGAAAUACAUAUUAGAAGAACUCAAUGUAAGAAAACUGACUACAACAACUGACAAAGAAAAAUAUGGUGUCCAUCUGCGAGCAGAACCAGACCAUAAAACAUUGGGCCCCAGACUUGGUGGUGCUUUCAAAACAAUCAUUGGUGAUAUCAAAAAACUAUCUGAUGGACAGCUCCAAGACUUUUUGAAAUCUGGAAAGAUCACUGUAAAAGGUCAUGACCUUGGACCUGAAGACCUUCGCAUCAUGUAUACUUUUGACAGCUCAUCGAAGUCAACUCCAAACUGUUACGAGGCCCAUUCUGACAAUGAUAUUCUGAUUCUCCUAGAUGUCACUCCUGACCAGUCCAUGUUGGAUGAAGGUCUUGCCCGUGAGAUUAUCAACAGAUUGCAGAAACUUCGUAAAAAGGCGCAUCUAGUCCCUGCUGAUGACAUCACAGUGUUUUACAAAGCAAGUGGAGCCCUGACUCGAGUGGCAAAGGAUUUUAAUGACUUUAUAACCCAAUCUAUCAAGCAGCCACUUUUACCAUUUCCAGUUGUUGGAAAUGGUAAAGAAAUUAUCUCAGAAAAAACUCAAAUCAAGGGUGAUGACCUUGAGAUGACCUUGGUGGAGGGUCAUGUACUAGAGUUGGCCCAAUCCCAAUCUGCCACCACUAGUACAACAAAUGGACUUGCCCCAUUCUGCAAGUUUGUCAAUGUGGAGCUAUGUGAUGCUGCUCCUCAGUGCGGUGUGAAGGGGACACAGGGUACAGUACUAUUAGAGAACCCUAAAGGAGACUUUAUCAUCACUCUGGAUGAGCUUGUCAAACAGGUGAAGAUCAUAUUUGGACUACAAAACAAGACUCUGAGAGUUUAUGGUUCAAAAUCAAGAAAGGAUGAAAUUAAGACUCUAAAAGAAGCUCUGACUUUACAUACUAAAACAUUGUAUGUAUUUGCCAAUUGAUGCUAAAAGAUGCUAGCAGUCUUCAUAUACAGCAAUCUUGUACAGUAAAACCGAAGUGGAAAACCUUUACUACCUCUAAAAAGUGUUCCACUUUACAGGUUUCGCUGUAUUUCAAAAUGAUUUCAUGCAUGUCAUGUGUUAUUGUGUAUUUAAUAUUUUAUUGUUGUA
Molecule: messenger RNA, 3970 nt
Organism: Owenia fusiformis
Lineage: Eukaryota; Metazoa; Annelida; Polychaeta; Sabellida; Oweniidae
Source: the annotation of a GenBank genome assembly